This is a messenger RNA of Atta colombica, 4129 nucleotides long. It is a transcript of the gene heca, whose product is annotated as headcase protein. The transcript is spliced from 5 exons. Bases 488 to 1900 code for a protein of 470 amino acids. NCBI's taxonomy places the organism in Eukaryota, Metazoa, Arthropoda, Insecta, Hymenoptera, Formicidae. The record is from RefSeq and is a predicted model, not a curated record.
UGUGAACGAACCAACGAAGCAAAGGACGGUAGCAGCUUACCUUACGAUUUUAGACUUUUUGUUUUCCUCCGCGGCGCGUUGUGUCGCGGUCUAGCACUCUGACCUUGACUCCGAUGCACCAGCGCGUCGAUAGAAACACUAAGGAACAUCGUCACGUCGUGUCUCGAACGGUGUUCCCUCGCGGUGUGCCGAUCGCGCGACUCGCGCGGACGGUCCUGUUGUGACACGCGAAUGACCUUGAUUCUUCGACAAGGUGGCGUCUUGGAUAUCGAGCGAACCGGUCCACGUCUUCUCGUUUCGCGUUUCUUUAUCGUCUGAGGUGAUGUGUCACCUCAGGAGAUGAACAAGUAAGAAAAGCAAGCCUGAUCUUCGUAGCUACAACGAAGCGUGCGUUCGAAUCUAUCGCGAGACGUCAUCUGUCAUCGAAAAAACGACGUCCGAGAAGCAACGGAAGACAACACCUGAUCUUGAAGUGCAGAACACCUACAUGGCACCGCGGCGUCACGCCAACGGCGGCCACGGCGGUGGCGGUGGCGGCGGCCUCCUGGAGAACGGGGGCGGUGGUGUUGGCACUAACGAUCCCAUGGAUAAUCUCCUGGGUCCGAGCCAGACGACGCGCUGCUGCACGCCGACCGGCGAAUGUCUGCGCGGCGACACCCUCAUCCGCCUUAACGCUCUGCACGAUGCGGUCAAGGUCACCUGCAAUAACGAUAAUUGUCCGAUCGGCCAGUUCAUGCACCGUGAGUGCUUUGACGCCUGGGAGCAGACGGUACUCACGUAUCUGAAGAGCUGCGGCCGCGCUCGCAGCUGGUCCGAGCGUCAACGUCAUCAGAAUCUCUGGACGAAGAAGGGAUACGAUCUCGCAUUCAAGGCGUGCGGCUGCCGCUGCGGCCGCGGCCACCUUAAAAAGGAUCUCGACUGGAUGCCCCCCGGUCUUGGCAACGUGCCCGGCAAUCGUCCCGAUGAAAACGAGGCGAAGAAGAAGAAGCGGCGCAAUCGUCAGAACACCAGGCCGAGCCUAGCCGUGUCAGCCGGCCCGCCGAAUCAUGGCAACCACGUCGUCGCCGCGAACGGCCGUGGCACCAGCGAGGCGCAGAUGAUCGAGGCUGGCCGCGGCAGAGCCGGCUCUUUGUCGUCCAGCACCGGUUCCAGCUCGCCACCGGCUACCAGCGAACCGAGCGUCAGCCCUCUUCAUCAACCGCAGGCUAUCAUGAAGAAGAAGAGCAAGGUCGACUUUUUCAGCGAUCGCGCGAGACAAAGCUGCGGCGCCAACGGCAUUUUUUCGCGUCGUCUGGAUUUCAGCGCUUUCAACAGUCUGCCUCGCACCAAGCUUAACUCCUAUCAUAUUAAGAUGGAAGACGAGGGCAAUCACGGCAACGACGACACCAGAUGCUUCAUUCUAUCGACAUUGGCCGCUUUGCAGUGGUCUCGAGUUACAUGUGUCCUUUGUCGCGCUGCCAUGCUGGUUUUCGACAGGUAUCCGUUGGUGGACGGCACAUUCUUCUUGUCACCCAGACAACAUUCGCCUGCUUGCGCUGAGGUGAAGGUCGAAGGUCGCACACAAUUUUUGUCAGCUGUGUGCAUGAGUUGUUUGGAGGGCAGCGGCGGGCAGCCCGUACGCUGUCGUUUCUGUACCCAGCCGUGGGAUGGCUCGAGCUUGGUUCUCGGAACCAUGUACAGCUACGAUAUCUUCGCUGCAAUGCCCUGCUGCAGCGAGCGACUCAAGUGCAACAGCUGCCAGAAACCUCUGAUCCACCCUCAUCAGCGACUGAACUUCUACUCGGACUACAGCCGUGUCUUUGGCUGUCCACACUGCAGGACGGUCGACGCCCACUUUGUGAAACCGCUCUCGGCCUGCUUCACCCGCGAGCAGUUUCAGCUCUACAGCCAGUGGCCGUAACCAUUAGAGAACUUAGCGAACCGCCGCCGUAUGCGCACGACCGCGGCUGACUUGUAUCCUCUCUUUUACAAGUCGAUCUCCCUGUUCCGGACGACCGUGCUCUAGAAUCCUCCCCUUGCGACCUUCUAGGAGACUUGACGAUGGCGAACGCGCACGGGGGCCGCGAUCUUUCCUGGCGCGUGUUGUCGGCCGGAUCCACCGAUGUAUUAAUUCCUAUUAACUCGCCAAACGCUUUUAUUUCGGUCGACAGCUGAUGUUGUUUCUUCGUAAUUUCUUAGGAAUCAUUUUUUUUUUUUUUUUAGCAAUUUAUUCUAUGCGAUAACGGUACGCGCGAGCCCCUUGGCGCAUUCCCAUAGUACUAAAAUUUAAGAUGUUUCUUUUUAAUGCCAAUUGUAGAUUUGUUUGUCUAGAUUGAUCUUAAGCGGGAGACGUCGAAUUAUUGACGUUUCGUUUGACGAUGCGGGAGGCGAGACUUGCAAAAUUAAUAUGCUUUAUUUUCCCUAUAACGUUGCUCUUUAAGUUUCUUAAGGCAUUUAUCGUGCGUUUUGCUGUAAUAAACGGCAAAUAAUUUUUUUAUUAGUAUACACUAUUUGACAAUUGUGUCAUUACACAGACGUAGUUCUCUGAUAUAGGUGAGUUUUAACUAGUAAAAUUUUUGUUGUUGGAGAAAUCUGUGUGUUUCAUCAUUUAUGCACAAAAGUUUUGGACUAUGAACUGAAUCACAUCUCUCUUGGACGAUUUCUUUCGGAAACUUCGGGUGACAAGUGUGACAGCUUCGCCGUCUCCCGUUUUAUAAUAUAGUUGAAAUUACUUUAAAGAAAAAUAAAUACAUGAAAUAAAUUUAGGCGGAGAGAAAUUCGAUAUUAGACACGGAAAGGUCGAUUCUCUUUAUUGUAAACGUGUAUAAAGAAAAAAGGAAAAAGAAAAUGGCUACUUUCUAGGAAAGAUUGGGAGGGAAAGAAAGAAGAAAUAACUAUCGUUUGUUACUUAGAUAAUCGAGAACACGUUGUUUUUUUUACAUUUUAUUAGUUUAUACGUUUAUGGCGGCCAUGUUGAUUUUGUUUAAGGAUCUACGACUCAUUCGAUGGGUUUUCAACGUUGAUUCGAUCGGGCGCAUGUCGCGACUUUCCGCGGGAUUCGGGACAGGAGCGUUGCUAAGGAACGGACGAAAUUUCGCGCCGGUCGUAAAGAUAAAAGUAAACUCAUUGAAAGAAGAAACCAAUUGUUUGAUACUACCGCUCGUUUCUGUGUACACACGGUUUUUUCGUCUAGACGAAAGUGCACGACUCUCUCUCGUUUCUCCGAUCGUCCCAUCAUCGCUCAUUCGAGUAUAGGACGAUUCUCGCGGAAAGUCGUGAUCGUCCGAAGUAGCCAGUGUAUAUAAUAUAUUAAGUGGGAGAGAAACAAGUGUGUUUGAAGAGGAAGAGAACCUUCUUUUUUUCUGGCGAUGCUGGUCGUUGCUGUCCACCAAUAGCGGCCGUCCCACAAACAGACCGCCCACCGUUCUCAAGGUAGUAUAGUCGAUCGUGUACCUUUUUUACGUUACUUCGAUUUAAAAAAAAUAUACUUAAUCCAUAUGUCGGGAGGUAUAUUUAGGAGAUAAUAUAAUGCCCCGUGUGUGUGAUGCGUAACGCGAUGAGGAUUGUGAAGCUGCGCGACUACUUCACGCUUUUGCGUAAUGGGUUUAUUUUUGUUCGUCUUCAUCAGCCAUACAUCUGAUAAAACCAAAAAGUAUCGUUUUAUUUUCAUGUAAUAUUGACAAUAGUAUUUUUUUAUACAAGCGAUGUUGCAUAUUUUUUUUAACAAUAUAUGCCACGUGAAAAAUUGAAGAAAAUUUAUGUUUGAAUUUUAUUUUGCUGCAUAGUGUUAUAUUUAUCAAUUCGAAAUGCACGAAAAUAACACGCAUAUAAAUAACGUUAAUUGUAGUCUUUUAAAUAUUUUUUUUCAAAAACUUAAAUUUUCUUUUAACAUUUUCAGUUAUUUAUAUGAUUUUCUGCGACAAUAGAUACUAUCAUGAUUAGAGAGGAGGAACACAAAAAAGGAUAUAGUGUUUAUAUGACUAAUAGGCACAAUUUCUUUCUUUUUUACGUGUUUUACGUGUUAUAAGAAAUAAUACAAGGAAUAAAAUGAUAUUCAUUCAUUAAUUUUUGAAGUAGUCACGCAGUUUCGUUCACUGAAGAAUCGAAGAAAAAGGAGAUAAGAAAAUAGGGGGGUGAGAAAUAAAAAAAA